Molecule: messenger RNA, 610 nt
Organism: Thamnophis sirtalis
Lineage: Eukaryota; Metazoa; Chordata; Lepidosauria; Squamata; Natricidae
Source: RefSeq, a predicted model, not a curated record
GACCUUCGGUGCCUACAGCAUGGAUGUGAUCACAAGCACCUCUUUCGGUGUCAACAUGGAUUCCAUAAACAAUCCCAAAGACCCCUUUGUCCAACAGGUGCAGAAACUGCUGUCGGCUGACUUCUUCUCUCCAAUAUUCAUUUUAUUAUAUGUUGCCCCGUGGAUAAAACCUCUUCUUGAGAAGAUGAACAUCAGUGUGUUUUCCAACGAAUCCAUAGACUUCUUCGAGAGGUCCAUCACAAAACUGAAAGAGACGAGGGCCCAGGAGGGGGAGAAGAGAAGAGUGGAUUUCUUGCAACUGAUGAUAGAAUCUCAAGACUCGCUGACGAGCCACGAGAUGAAUGGCGUGAAUCACACCUAUAAAGGUAAUAAUUUGAAAUCAUCGUCAACAGUCACAUCUUUCAAACCAGAACCAGCAUUCAUUGCUAAGUCUGCUAGUGUGGGAAUUAAUAAAACAAUGCGGGCGAGACAGACAAGCAUCUCGGUGAAAGUGAGGGGGAAAGCAUUGAGACAGUUCAGGAAUAUUUUAAAGUUAGUGGGUUUGAGGGAAACUUCAUAAGAAUUCAGAGCGUCUUGGAUGAGGCCUACAAUUUCUCAAUCUCAUCUACUG